UCUCCAACACUUCUCCCCACUGCUGCCGCUACAGUAUGUCUCUGUUGUAGCCAAAGUAGCUUUUGCUGAACCGAUCCACCGCAGUGCCUGGGACCUACUGAGUGGAGGAGAGAGAGGGGGAUUCGGAGGAUGGGUAAGGGGGCUUGAGGGUAAACACACCGAAGAGAGAGAGGGAGGGAAUAGUGAGAAAGACCAAAAAUCCACCAAGCCUCCCUGGUGUGAGGUUUCUUGGCUACUGACGUGUGCGCACGACUCUCGUGGCAGGAUGAGUUCGUGCAGCAGCCGUGCGUUGACCAUCCUGUCCACAGUGUUCGGAGCCUGCGGGCUGCUGCUGGUGGGGGUGGCAGUGUCCACCGACUACUGGCUGAUCAUGGUGGAGGGCAUCAUCCUGCAGCAGAACCAGAGCAUGGAGGUGAAGAUGGCGCUGCACUCAGGCCUCUGGAGGGUUUGCUUCGUGGCCGGGGCAGAAAAUGGGAGAUGUGUUGCGUCAGAGUAUUUCACCGAACCCGAUAUAGAGAUAACCACUGAAAACACAGCGAACAUCCUCAAGAUGGUGCGUACAGCCACACCCUUUCCGAUGGUGUCGCUGCUCUUCGUCUUCACCGCCUUCGUCAUCAGUAACAUCGGACACAUCCGGCCUCAGCGCACCAUCCUGGCCUUUGUUUCCGGCAUCUUCUUCAUCCUCUCAGGCCUGAGUCUGGUGGUGGGCCUGGUGCUCUACAUCUCCAGCAUUAACGACGAGGUGAUGAACCGGCCCAGAGAGCCCGAGCAGUUCUUCAAUUACUACUACGGCUGGUCCUUCGCCUUCGCUGCCUCCUCCUUCCUGCUCAAAGAGGGGGCCGGGGUGCUGUCAGUCUACCUGUUUAUGAAGCGUUACGCCGAGGAGGAGAUGUACCGCCCCCACCCUGCGCUCUACCAUCCCCGCCUGUCCGACAGCAGUGACUACAGUGGCCAGUUCCUCCACCCAGAAUCCUCCUGGCCGCCCCCAAAGCGCGGCCGCAGCACCUCCGAGGCCUCCAGUGACAUCUCCAUCCAGCUCAACCAGGCGCCACCGGUUCCGACCAAGAACAAGCUUCAAACGGGCGCCAUGGGAAGCCCCCCCUCCGGCUCCUCCUCUGCAGGGAGCUACCCUCAGUCUGCCGGUUACCCCUCCACACACACGCUGCCCAGGUCACACUCCUCACAUCCCCAGGGUCAGGCCCUUCCCAUGCCCCCAUCACCUGUGCCUCCUCCUCACUAUCAUGCACACAUGCAGAUGAGCGCCUCCCCCUGUUAGGAAGAGGGCGCACUGUGGAGGUAAGGAGAGACACAGACUCCUCAUAUUCAUGUAUGCUGUACAUUUAGAUGUGGAACAGACGAAACACUGAGCUUGGAUCAUGUGAGGCGAAGAGGAGAGAAAAUGUAGCUUUAGAACAACGUGAAGACAAAGGAGAUUGCACAGAUUAUAAAAGGAAGAUUUUACAGAAAGGGCCGAUGAAUGAAUCAAGGAAUUCAGAUUUACAGAAGGAAAAAGAGACAAAGGACUGUAGAGGUGAGGUUGAGCGACAGAGUAGAUGCAGGCGAGGCAGAGCGAGGCAGGGAGAGAGCGAGGAGCUGCAGUAAAAUACGAAGAUGCUGCAGUGCUGCGGGAAAUUUGUAUGCACUUGGAAAUGUACAAUGUAAAGCACUGAUCACAGAGACUGAGGAUGCACAUAGUUUUAUACAUACGUAAUUCAUAAAAGUAAGCGGACUGCGUACCUUUUUUCUAAAAGGUAAAUGUGAAUAAAUAUAUUCUUGUCUUCUAUGAAUUUCUUACAUCAUCAAUCCAGUUUCAUAACUCACAAUGUCAAAGCAGUAUUAUAAUAUUAUUAUAAAUCAAGAGAUAUUAGUUACAAUAUAGAGUCAUUCUGACAUGAGAACACUAUAAGUGGAUGUUGUUGAUAUUUGUAAACAAGGGAUGGUCAAAAAUAUCACGAGGACAAAUCGAUUUUAUGUUUUUACAUAUUUGUUUAAGAAACAAAGUUGGGACUUCUUGAACAUUAAAGUGCACACGAGGACGCCCGUACAGAUGUUGUAAAUUAUAAAUAAAGCUUUGACCGAAGUCCCACCUGGAGAAUAUCUGACUCAUUCUGCAUCGGACGAAGACGAACUACAGCCGACAUCAGAUACUGUACACGUCAAGGCUGGUUUCACGCAGGGACCACUCCACAGUGAUACAGGGGUCUAAUGCCCUCUACUGGUCACUGCUCGGCACUGACCCCGGACCAGAUGUGGGCCCAGUUCACAUCUGGAGCUGCUGUUUGUCCAGAUGUGGAGUUGCAGCGAAUGUCGUGGGGCAACGAGACGUUUUGAGCAUGUGACAGAGACAUGUGCGUUUUACAGAGCAAUUCAAAGUAUUUUUUAAACUUCAAACGCUGUGUAUAUAAAUAUAUAUAUAUAUGGAAAACUCACAUUAUGAAAGUAUAAAUUUCAUUUGCUCUUGCUGCUCAGAGGACGAUACCACUGUUUGUGACAUGCAAGGUCCUCCAGCUUUAACAUUACAAGUGAUGGCCACUGCUGUAUCCCAACAUAUUUGGUUGAGUGCAUCAUACUAUAUAUUCUUAGAGCGUAAAAAUAAAUGGCAUUGAUGGAAAUGUUAUCCUGAGCCGUCUUGUGUUUAGGACGGCAGCAUUUGAUUCUCUUUGUAAAAGAGCUUAUCUGCCAAUUUAUUAUUUUGUGGGCAGCACUUCCUCCAUUGAACAUUUAUAACAGGUUAUUAUCAUUUAAUAAAUAAUCUAGUGUGGUUCAUAUUCACAUAUUUGGCAACAUCUGUAACUCUACCUGUCAGCACCUUUAAGAGGAGGCUGGUGAACAAACAGAUAAUGAAUGACAAUAUAAUAAAACAGUUUGAUAGCACGAUUGAAGCUAUAAUUGUUGACAAAUAUUAUGUGUUAAUUGAUAAUUAAUUUGUAAUUAAUUCACUCAAAAUAAAUGGCUGAAAAUGUCUUUAUAGCUGCUUACAACUGCUGUACAGUGUGUUAGACAAUAUUUAUUAAAUGUUGGUAUGCUGUUUAUAAAUUGAAGGAGCGUGAAAUCAUUUUUGAAAUGGCACAAAGUAGUGGAAAAACAAUGCAUUACUCUUUUCUGAAAAGAUAAAAUGGUUCUUCCAUAGAUUGACUUCCUGUAUGGUGGCAUUUCCUCCAUACACCACUAGGUGACAGCCUAUAUCACAGGACAUUACAGAGGCCAGUGGUCUGUGAUAUAUGUUGAGCCACCUAUGACAUGUUAUAAAGGCCUUUCAGCCAAACAAGCCUGUGUUAUUGUUUUAGUUCUGUGGUUUAUUUCUCUGGAGAAUUGUGGUAAUGCUCCGACAAAGCUGCUCAAACACAAACUUCCUAGAAACGAGGGACCUGCAUGUCAGAAACAACGGUGUUUUACUUUAGAAUAUUCAUAUUUAGUUCAUGUGUUUGUUUAAGGCACAUCAUACAUAUAGAGAUAUGUAGACAUGAGAUAUCUCUGUAAUGAGAAUCGAACCACAGUGUCGUUGUGUAAUGGCUGGUUUUCAUUAUCACUGUGAUGCUUGAGAGAGGGAGACACACUGAUGUCUGACAGAUGAUGUGUGUGAAGAUGUGAGCUCGUUAAAAUAUCAUUGUGUUGUUCUGCAGACCUUUGUUAAUUAUGAACAUGUUUUUAAACACCCUCCUGCUUUUUGUUUAUGUGGUUGCACAAAUCCAUACCGAGGUGAUGUCUAGUGUUGCUGCAGCCUUCUGCUGUAGCUUCUGCUCUUACAGUCGGGGGGGUAAAGUGCCUUGCUCAAGGGCAUCUCAGCCGAAGCUGCUGAAGAAGAUAAAACUAUAUCCCUUUCUAGAUUUUACCAGCCAUUAGGCAUCGAAACCUCUUAUUAGUCCACCGCUCUAACCUUUAGACCCCUGACCUUUGUGACUGUGGGCAGCUGAGCAACAUUUCUGUUCUCACGAUUUGUUCUUUCACACAUAACUUCCCUUUAUGAUGUUAGGAACUAUUCACUGAUUAUUUGGUGCCUGUUAAACUGCAGCAGGUAUUUUCUUUUUCAUCUCUGUACCUCUUUGUUUUUCCCUCUCAGCCUCCAGCCCUCUUCUUCCUUUGCCCCUAUAAGGGUGUAGCCGUGCACGUUUCUGCAGAAAGACCAAGUCUUCUUGCACAUGAAAAGAAAAAAAUGUUUUUCAAUGCUUCAAUGCUGUAUAAUCUGGGUUAUAGGAGACAUGAUUCAGUAGAAGUUGUAAUAAGAUCACUUGUUGUUGAAAGUGUUGACUCACUUUCCUCACUUUUCUCUGAUAUUAUUGAAUUAAACUUUAACAUGGAUUAAUUUCA
Hippoglossus stenolepis (Pacific halibut) is the source of this 4308-nucleotide messenger RNA. It is a transcript of the gene cacng7b, whose product is annotated as calcium channel, voltage-dependent, gamma subunit 7b. The transcript has 6 exons. The record is from RefSeq and is a predicted model, not a curated record. NCBI's taxonomy places the organism in Eukaryota, Metazoa, Chordata, Actinopteri, Pleuronectiformes, Pleuronectidae. Gene Ontology annotation, cellular component: postsynaptic density membrane; AMPA glutamate receptor complex. Gene Ontology annotation, biological process: neurotransmitter receptor transport, postsynaptic endosome to lysosome; postsynaptic neurotransmitter receptor diffusion trapping; positive regulation of synaptic transmission, glutamatergic. The coding region runs from base 266 to 1276 and encodes 336 amino acids. Gene Ontology annotation, molecular function: channel regulator activity; voltage-gated calcium channel activity.